AUGAUCAAGAGAAUAAUUAAGGAUGAUAACAGUCCAAGUGAUAAUGAGGUCAAUGACAAUAUUUGUGAUGAUGAUGAUGAUGUUGACGACGACGACGACGGCGACGAUGACCAUGACGAGGACGACGACGAUGAUAAUGGUGGUGGGGGUUUUGAUGAUGAUGAUGAACACGAUGAUAAUGAUGCUGACGAUGAAGGUGAAGCGUUCGAUGACGACGACAAUGGUGAUGGUGAUGGUGGUGGUGGAGAUGUUUAUAAUAAUUCUGAUGAUAAUCAUCAGAGACGAGGUCCUGGGAUCACAAAAUGA
Molecule: messenger RNA, 306 nt
Organism: Liolophura sinensis
Lineage: Eukaryota; Metazoa; Mollusca; Polyplacophora; Chitonida; Chitonidae
Product: prostatic spermine-binding protein-like
Exons: 1
Coding region: 1-306 (101 amino acids)
Source: RefSeq, a predicted model, not a curated record